Exophiala dermatitidis NIH/UT8656 is the source of this 2198-nucleotide messenger RNA. RefSeq lists its product as uncharacterized. The transcript has 2 exons. Bases 1176 to 1604 code for a protein of 142 amino acids. NCBI's taxonomy places the organism in Eukaryota, Fungi, Ascomycota, Eurotiomycetes, Chaetothyriales, Herpotrichiellaceae. The record is from RefSeq and is a predicted model, not a curated record.
GGUGACACUGUAAGUGCAAUAUCCCUAUAAUAGGACUAUUCGAACCCGGAGCAAGGCCAUGCUGUCUGAACCAGUAGGUUCUGCCUGCAUAGAGUGAAGGGGUGCUAGAUCCACUCCCACCAACCCUCCAGUAGCUCUGGAGACGAAACACUGAGACAGACGGCUAUGCAUACACUAUGCGGAAAAGGAAGUCAAGAACUCGAAUGAGGGAAUGUGCUCUAUCGUUGGAAUAGUAGAGGUUGGACAGGUUGGUCUGCGAGUGUACAAGUGUGUGAGCAUUCGAUGCCCAUGAUCCCUUGCUAUCACGGCGGGCUCCCUGUGUAAGACCGUCCACGAAAAGGGCAAAAACUCAUCUUCGAAGCUCAUCUGCGGCUGAUGAGCUUCGAAGCUGAGAAACCCCCGGUUGUUGAAUGGGUUUUUUUCGGCUAUCGUCAGGUUGACUCCUACCAUAGGCCACUCACGGUUGAGGCGCAUUUUCGGUAGGGACCUUCAUCCUCCUCUGGAGUCUCACGCUGCCGCUACACCGGUAAGGUGAGGGGGAAUGAUUGACGCAGAGUCUGUCAGGUCAGGGGUCCGCCUCUAGGAUUCACGGCUUUGCCCAAGAUCAAGCUGUCUCAUGGCUGGUGUGGACACCCUUACGCCUCAACUAGCUCGGCUCGAGCCGUACCGCUACGACUCUCACGGCCAAGGUUGGAACCCGGGAUAGACAUGAGAUUGUUGGAAGGAAUUUGGCUGGAAUAACAUGAUAUGUUUGUAUUUUUUGGCGCUAAUUAAUGGUGGGUGCCUGUGAUUGGCAGCCAGGGGCGAAGUCACGCCGGCAGUAUUCACUGCAGUGCGGCGAGCCUUGGAGCCGCCAACGGCACGGGACUAUUCACGUGCUUUGAGAUUCUACGUGUGGUGUCUACGACAGCCCGCUCAUCCUGCCAGGAUUUACUGCACAGUGGACCAGAAGACAUGGUGACGCCCCUACGAGCAUUGUUUGAAGAUCAUCGCAGCGGAGGGCCACACUGAGUACUGAGGGUUGACUAUGUUACGUUUCCUUCCUCCAGCGUCAAAAUGCCAAUUCAUGGAUCGGGGGCGUUAUAAACGGCGACUGAGAACUGAUCGGAACCAAUACAAACGGAGUGGCACACCGUGACUUGAACAGAUCUCCGAUAUUGUCUCUAUCAGCAAGCAUGAUCCAAUCCCAAGGUAGGCUGCUGGAUUGGCAAAAAGGAAGUGCAGCUUGUGCUUCAAGCAAUGAGACUGCUCCAAGAUAUUACCGCCGAAACCGGCUCUGUUGCAAGAAUGCAGUCCUUCCGGUGAGACCACAUGUCUACGGUCUGCCCAUUUCUGGAUCACCUUUGUGGCAGGCUUGGAAAUCAAGCAAGUGUGGGCUUCUACCUUGGAAUCUCCCUAGCAGGCUGCUAGUAGGCUGCUGUCCCCGAUUUGUGCUUCUAUUUUUCCGUGGAACGUUUGACACGAAACAGGGGCCCUGCGCUGGAUCCAGGCUCGAAGAUGUAUUAUACCAGCGUGUUAAGCAGAACACUCCCUCCUUGGUUCGCGGAAUAACACGUCUCGAGCUUGGCCUACCGCUCAUGCCCAUCAUCUAUGCCUCCCAUUGAAGGCACGGCUCCAAGCCUGAGACCGCUACGAGAAGAGCGGCCACGGCACCCGGUGGCGGCCAGCACGGCGCUAUCUAGGAAGGCCAAGUCUACAUAAGGCAGUUCUCCCUCGUUCGCCAGGCCUGUCAACCCAGCAAGUAAUCGCCAAUAUCAGAAGUCUUUGUUACACGAAGCGAAGCCCCAGGGGAACAGUAUUGUAAUAUCAGCAUGGCGCAGUGUGCAACGCAGGUACAACUCCAGGAGCUGCCCUGCCCACCUGCAUCCAGAGCGCGCACUUUCAUCGCACAAAGAGUAUCAUAACGACGACAAAGACUGCUGUGUCUACGUCUACGGUGUCCAUUAGGCCCCACGAACGAUCUAGCCUCAUCCUGUAUAUUUGAAUUUCACGUUGACGAGCCUAUCUGCUCGAUGCCCAGACCCGUCGGGCUGGACCUUUGAAUAUGACGGGGCAUGAAUUGCCUCGUGUUGUCAGCGUGCAAAGAUGAACACGCAAACAGUAUAGAGAGGUGGCUCUCGGUUUGGCGAUUAGCCCCUAUCACACCAACUUAGAAUCCGUUGUAUGUACGUAUGCAUGUACACGAAUGCCAUAUCCAC